AUGCAACGCUUUCAUGAAAGGUAACUUUUUGAGCUUUCGACUGCGGCUUCUUCUGAGGACCAUGCUUUUUUUUUUGAUUUCUGGUUCCCAGCUUUGUUCGGGCAACUGAAAUUACAUUCUAUGAACUGUUUUUAAGAACUUAGGAAAGUUUUUCGAGAACAGUUUCAAAAAAUAGUCCACUUCGUUUUUUCCAAUAUUUUGUGGUUAAACAUCAUCCAUGAUGCGCUGAAGUUUGAAAUUGAGUUUGAUUUAAAAACUCUGAAUGGCUUUCUGAUAAAUUUACCUUUUCUAUUGAUUUUCCUUCUAAUCAAAGUUUUCAUUUCGAAAUUUUUAUUGACUGCAAAAGGGAAAAACCCUGAAAAUUUAGAAAAAGAAAGGUUCCACAGCUUCCACAGGUUUUUGAGAGUCAUUUUCAAAUGUUCCAGUUUGUGAGGAAUAGUAAACUCUUUUUUGCUUCCUCUAAUUUAUUCUCAAUUUCUGUGACGCAAAAAAUCAAUUUUUAUAGCGGUUUAGUAAUCAUUCAGCAUUAGUUAAAGUAAAAUUAUAGUGCAAGUCCUUAAAGUUUUUUUUUGGUUCUUGAGCAAACUUUUUUCCAAGUUUUUUUUUAAUGAACUUACUUUAAUAAACCGAAAAAAGUCUCUGAAGCUGGUCCUACUGGGUUGCAAAUUAUUUGUGCUUGUGUCGAUAGACUCUUUCCAAGGUCGCGUUAUCAAUUAAAAAGUUUCUAACAGCAGGUCUCUUAUCUUCAGGUUAUCAAAAAAAAUCCUCACUCUCGUUUCUUCAUAUUCUAAGAGUUGAAAAAACAGUCCGAAAACUUCUUCUCAAGUUACUUCUUUCAUAUUUUCAGAAGGAGCUAUAGAUGGCAUAUUUCCUUGCCUAAAUCUCAUUUUAUGCUCUGCUCGGAAGGAAAAAUCUAGCCAGCUGUCCUAUGCGGUAAAGUAUCGCGUAUUGGGCUGGAACCAAGAGUCAUUUGCCGGCGCUUUCGAAUGUUUUUUUCUUUUGGAAAGAGAAUGCGACGUGAUGUUGGCGCUAGUAGUAGCGCCCUCAAGAGCUUCCGCUUGGAGCGAAGAAGAAAAAAAGAAGAAGCCGCCGCAUCCUGCGGCGCUUCCUUCUUUGUGAUUCAUGCCAGCCCGAUAAAAAACCCUUACGGACACUAACCUGCUUUCUUCCAAUUGUCUUCGGGAUUCAGAACUUUGUUAUCUCCUAUCGAUUGAUUUUUUGAUAAGUGGUACUUGAUCUACAGACCACCGUUUUCAAUAGGUUCCCUAACGUAUUCAAUUAAAAUGAAGAUUAGUGAAUUUGAUAAAACUACAUUUCUUUGACUACUUUCUAGAUAAUGUCUCGAGUAGCAUUGCUCUCAUUGAGAAUACCGAUCUUUAUAGCAAAAGAUGACGUUUUUUUCAUAGCUUGAAACAAUAUUUUGAUAUUUCCGAAAGUUUAUUCGAAUGCACCCUUUUUCCUUUCAUCGAAAAUAUAUUCAGAAUUAAAUGGACUUCAAAAAAAUAAGAGGGACAUUUAUUCUCUGAUGAAUUUGAACCUGAGAAUUCCUAGGGCUUCUAUAUUCUUUCUCCUACGUGCUCCUAAACUGGCUCAAUUUUUAAAGAAUCGAGCAAAACUUAUGGCUUCCCUGAGUCACUUUUUUUCGCUUUCAGGGUUUCAGAAAUUUGAUCGUUUUUUUUUUCAUUUUCUAAUUGAAAAAAAUGCGGAAAGAUUUUUUGAAGGUUUAUACACAUUCUCCUCAUAAGGAAUUUCUCGCGUUCCGAUGAUCUCAUGAUAACUUUAAACAAGAAAACCAUGAACUCAUGAAAACAGUUGAAAGAAGAUUGAUAUGAUGCGGAUAGGGAUAACCUGAAAGCUUUUACAGUACCCUAAAUGUUUUUUUCGGUCCACGAGAGAAUCAUUCCCACUGUUGAUGAUCAGACGAUUCCGUUCUUUUCUUUUUCAUCAUUUUAUUAUGUUAUUCCAAUGAAUACUUAUUUGAUACUUUCCCAUAUUUUUUCCAGGAAAAUGACAUUUGACUGGAUUCUGAUUUUUCAGCAAAACGUUGGCCACGGCGUCAAUCGGAUACACGGGACGCUCUCCCAUUGAGAGCAUGCAGAACAUGAUAUCUAGUGCUGCUGGCGGCUCCUACGGCCAUGGUAAACUUUUUGAAAAUGCUUUGAUCAUUUUAUACAGCUCAAUAUAAUCGCGUUGAGUCUUAUGAUCUGAUAAAUGAAAUAAGAUCAAAAUUCUGAAAAGUCGAAAUUGCGAAGACCGAAAAUCCUGAUAGUAAUGACAAUAAGUAUCAGAUUUGUGAGCUUUCAAUUCGACAAAAUGAAUUUUACCUUAGAAAUUAGGGAAAAUAGGAAGUGCCUAAUUUGUAGAAUUUCAGGUUAUUAGGAAGUGAAAACUGUUCUUGUUGAGUUCUUAAAUCAGAGCUCAACUGAAAAACAAGAUUACUGCCACGCGUUUUAAAAAUCACACUUCAAAGUUCAAUUAAAAGCUCUCAAAACUAUCGGUUUUUCAGAAGUAAACGUUUUUUGAUCCUAUUAAAACACGGCAAUUUCUUGAAAUUAUUGUUUAUUUAGUACACAAACAUUUUUUUUGUAUUUUGUACUUUGCGCUUCCCACAGAAUAUCGAUGAUCACUGGUAAAUUGACCUCAAAGAAAAAUAGGUGAUAUUUCUGCAAUUUCCUACAUUUCAUAGUAACUGCGCGAGUGCAGCUGAAACUUUGAAUGAAACUUGCAGAUUUUUUGAUUUAACUAAUUUGAUGUUUUUGAGUCUCCUUCACGUAGUCAAUUUUUUCGCUAGCUUUUUUUUUGAAAAGUUUGAGAGAAGCUUCAUUUUUUUUCGCAGAAAACUCAUAGAUUUAGGAUCAUCCGCGCUUAACUUAGACUUUCAUUUUUCAAUCUCAUAAGUCAAAAAAAGAAAAUGCAACGCCUAAAAAUUGAAAAGACGCGGCAAACCAGAAAGUUUCGAAAUGUAGGGACGGAAAGACAGGUAUACUGUAGAGGUUUGAUGGGUUUCGCUUGUUUCAAAUCUUAUCUUUGGCAGACGAGGCAAUGCUUUUAGAGAUUACAGUACCCGGUGGAAAUAGAAUGAAGGUUUUGUUUCUUCUCCUUCUCGGAAAAACCCUUCGAACGUUUAUUAAACUGGUUUUAUCUGAAUCCGAUAGGUUUAUCGAAAUUCUCUUCAUCCUUUUCUAUAAGUUUGCAGUUUUAGAAAAGUGUUUUGACUACGAUUUUUCCUAUUGAAAGCCGUUUUUAAGUCAAUAAAGCUACCUGUUUUAUUUAUUCGUUGCGUUUGAUGGAAUUAAGAGUUUUUCCGGUACAACAGACAGCUUCAUUCAUUUGAUUACCGCUUGUUGUUGGUUUCAACUGUUUGGAAAAUAGGCCUUUUUAUUGAUUUUAUCCAUUUCUCACCUCUUCAAAGUUCUUUCACUAAUUACUUAUAAACGCGUGAUUUCCCUAAGUCAACUUCAUAUCAAACUUCUUUUUUUGAUGUGUCCAGAUAAGCUCUGAAUAGAAUAAAACACGAAAUUCGGAAAGAAAGUAAAUUUUUCUUUUUUUUUAGGCUGUAGCUCUUGAAUACAUUGAGGUUCGCUGAUAUAUUUAAACUGCAAAGCCCAUUUUCGCAAUUCAAAAACUCUUCCGAUCUAUCACGGUUUGCGCGCGAUCGCUUUUGUAAAAUUGAAAAGAACUUAAAACCUGUUCUGUUUCUAAAAGAAUAAAAUAAAAGAAAUCUCGUUAAACUUUGACAGAUUUAGACAAUAUCCGAUAUUUAGAACCAAAAAAAAAAUUUUUUUUUUUGAUUAAAUAAUAUUUAUUCCAGUGAACAUGAUGCCGAUGGGUCAGCCGAUGACAUCGCCGAUGAAUCCUGGAAUGAACCAUGGGAUGAAUCCGGCGAUGAAUCCAGGAAUGAAUCCGGCGAUGAACGGACGGCCAAUGAGUUUCCGCGCUCCCGGCGUUCCACCAUCGUCCUCGAUGGCGCCUGGACCAAUGGGCAUGCCUCCACAGGAUACCACGUUAGUUCAUUUCUGCUUUCGUCGAUUUUUUGUUCACGGAUAAAUUAACCUUCUACAUGUUUCUGUGCAUGCUUCGCUCUUGCUCUCAAGGAUCUGCUCUAUUAAUAACUGUAUAAGCGACAUGAUGGAAUAAAAGCUAGCAAAGUUGGAUACUCCUGGGGAAGCUCUGAGUCGAAAAUCAAAAUUUUGCGCUUUUUUAAAAGUUCAAAUUUGAGAUUUUGUUUGAAAUAUUGAAGAAUGCUCGCUGAAGAAAUUAGCCCGAACAUCCGAGAAAAAAAUAAAGGGACGCGUGGCCUGAAACCGGUUUUUGUCAGGUUGGAAAAGUGACAUCAUGAGUUUUACUGAUAAUGUUAUGAAAUUUUUGGUCAGGCUCGAUUUUUUUUCUUUUUCAUUAACAUUUUUUGUGAAUUUUGACUAGAUAUAGCGAACUAUGAAUAAAUAAAACAUUUUUCAUUAAAACCAUCUUUUACUUCAAACUUAGAUGAUCCGAUUAUUAUAGAAAACUGGCUAGUUGAGAAUGGUUUUCAAUGUCGUCAACUUGAAAAUAAAUACUCGACCUACCCUAAUUUUGCAAUAAUAAGGCUGUUUACCGAAACCUUUCAAAGUCUUUCAUUUGACCUCAAUGUUCCGUGCGAUCCUAAAAAUAACUCACAGCUUCUUCAAGAGUAUUUUGGCAACAACCUCGGCGAAAAAUUUCGUCAUGUCUUCUCCCUUUUUUGCAUUGCCUCAAUGCUUUAACGAAUAACAAGCCGUCGCACCUUCACAGCCAGAAUGUUUAUGCAAAUGUGAACUGCAUUUUGAAGUGCCAUCACCGAGAUCAAUAUUCAACAAUAACCCGCUUAAUACACAUUCCGGUUUCAACUCUCUCCGCGGCCAUACACUACUUCAUGAGUAAUUGCCGAUUUGUGAUGCGCUCUGGUUAUGUUGGAAAAGAAAAAAACUCAAAUCCCACCUGUGUUGGAUAUUUACUUCUCUUCUGAUUUUUCGAUAGUUUUAUUUCCCAAUUCAGUUUAUUUACGACUGUUUUCCGCUGUAAAUCAACCAUCAAUCAACGGAAUUGUAAACGGCGAGUCUGCGACAGCCGAAUGUCAUAAUUCAAAAGGGCUUGACUAAUUAAUUUUUGGGCCGGCUCAAGCGUAACGAACGCUUUUCGGCUCAACUUUUCGAUUCAGUGUGCUCCAUGUGCCGCGACGUAGAUCACUUCGAUCGCACGUGGAAUGA
Messenger RNA from Caenorhabditis auriculariae, 5225 nucleotides. The record is from the annotation of a GenBank genome assembly. NCBI's taxonomy places the organism in Eukaryota, Metazoa, Nematoda, Chromadorea, Rhabditida, Rhabditidae.